Molecule: messenger RNA, 1570 nt
Organism: Phytophthora nicotianae INRA-310
Lineage: Eukaryota; Oomycota; Peronosporomycetes; Peronosporales; Peronosporaceae
Exons: 1
Coding region: 226-1386 (386 amino acids)
Molecular function (GO): NAD binding; oxidoreductase activity, acting on the CH-OH group of donors, NAD or NADP as acceptor; formate dehydrogenase (NAD+) activity
Source: RefSeq, a predicted model, not a curated record
CGGCAAGCUUGACGCCCGCUUCAACAUGGACACUCUCAAAGUGGUCCCCAACUCGUGCCUUUCGUGCCGGUGUCAACUGCCGCAGCCUUGUCUACAGUGUGCGAUGAUGUCUCCCGAGCACUAGGACCUUCGUCACUCGAUUCUCCUUUACGCCAAAGCAUUUAACCCGCCUCGCCAGUCGAGUCAUUCUGCAAUUCGCAUUAUAGUCCCCACGUCUUCCUCACCAUGUUCGCCUCCACCAAGAUCACCACGCGUCUGGCCUCCGCCAUGACCACGCGCAGCUUCACCGCCAGCGCCCCCAAGCACAUGAAAGUCGUGUGUGCACUGUACGAGGGCGGCGAGAGUGGCAAGAAGAACCCAAACAUCUUGGGCUGCGUCGAGAACGAGCUGGGUCUGCGUAAGUUCCUCGAGGACCGCGGCCACGAGUUCAUCGUCACGUCCGACAAGGACGGAGACAAGUCUGAGUUUGCUAAGCACCUACACGACGCCGACGUGGUCAUCUCGCAGCCCUUUUGGCCGGCCUACAUCACUCGCGAACGCAUUGCAAAAGCGCCUAAGCUCAAGCUAGCGAUCACCGCCGGUAUCGGCUCGGACCACGUAGACCUGGCAGCGGCAUGUGACCGUAACAUCACAGUGGCCGAAGUCACGGGCUCCAACGUCGUGAGUGUAGCCGAGCACGUCGUCAUGAUGAUCCUCUCGCUUGUACGCAAUUACAUGCCUGCCUACAAGCAGGUGAUCGACGGGAAAUGGGACAUCGCAGCCAUUGCCAACGACGCUUACGACCUCGAGAACAAGCACGUGGGUGUCGUCGCUGCUGGCCGCAUCGGUCUGCGUGUACUUCGUCGUCUUCACCCGUUCGACGUUAAGUUGCACUACACUGAUAAGGUGCGCUUACCUGCUGAUGUAGAGAAGGAACUUAACGUCAAGUACCAUCCGACGGUGGAGAGUAUGGUCAAGGAGUGCGAUGUGGUGUCUAUUAACUGCCCACUACACCCGGAGACUGAGAAUCUCUUCGACGCUGAGCUAUUGAGUAAGAUGAAGAAGGGUGCGUACAUUGUCAACACCGCUCGAGGCAAGAUUGUGGACAAGGACGCACUGGUUAAGGCUGUGGAGAGCGGCCACAUUCAGGGUUACGCCGGUGACGUGUGGUUCCCGCAGCCUGCUCCAGCUGACCACCCGUGGCGCUCGAUGCCGCGUCACGCUAUGACGCCGCACUACUCUGGCACGACACUGGACGCGCAGGCUCGCUACGCUGCUGGCACCAAGGAGAUCCUUGAACGUUUCUUCGACGGCAAGCCGCAGCGUCCGGAAUACCUCAUUGCUGAAGGUGGCAAGGUCACGAGUCCGUCCUACACGCACGGUGACGCCACGUCAGGAUCGCUGUAGAUGCAGCAACGACGCCGUAGAGAUCAACGCUACUGCACGUGGGAAUUGGCGUUGCUCUUUAUCGACGGACUUUCACGAUUAUGAGUAAUUGAAAGAAAUGAAAAGAAAUUGAUCAGUAUAUCGAUCUACUUAAGUAAGUUAAGCAUUCGAUCAGAAGUGCAACAACACCUUUAUACAACAGAAG